AACAGUCAGCACAUUUCUGAGUGGGUUUGAUCGUGCCCCUGAAUAAAAAUAGAUAACUUCUCUAUUCUGUAGAAUUCCUUGUAUAUAACAAGGGGCGAAUUAUGACUGCAUGCCGUAUUUAUAUAUUAGAGGUGCACUGCUGAGCAUUCAAACACUCCUUUCUCGUGGGAGAAGACAGAAGGAACAGUCCAGCUGCUUGUUCUGAGACUCUGCACCAAGGGGAGCAAGAGCCCUUCACUGAAAUCCUGCCACCAUGCUGGGGCUGCUGCUGCUGCAGGUGAUGGCCAGCUGCCUCUGGCUGGGACACAGCGAGGUGGUGAACUCCUUUGACAGCUGUCCUCAGUUCUUCUAUUCGGGGACGUUUCCAAAUGAUGCCCUGAAUCCAAAUAACCCAGCCCGGAUCUGUCAGCGCUUCAGGAACUCGUAUCACUAUGCCACCCUGUACGACAGAGACAGGAGAAUUCCAGUGUACUCUGCUUACAAAUACCAGCCUGUAGAAGAGAAGAGACCUCGAGGAUGGUGGUUUGUUGAGCCUCAGCUCACAGGUAAAUGUAAUCUUAAUGAUAUGGAAACAGAGUCAUACGUCAUGAAAAAAUGCAAAAUCUCCCCAGACGAUAUCAAGGAGAGCCAGGCUGUAGAUGAUGACUACAGAGGACUGAAGGUUUUGGUCCGUGGCCAUUUGUGUCCCACUGGGCAUAUGCAUAACGAUGUGAGUAAAAUGGCUACCUUCUCCCUUACCAACAUGGUGCCCCAGAACAGCACUCUCAACGAUGGCCAGUGGAGGGUCUAUGAGGAUAAAACAAUGAAGAAAAACACCGAGGACUGUACAACCACCUACGUGAUCACGGGUGCUGUGCCUGGGAACACCUACGUAUCUGACAACAGGGUGAACAGACCCAGCCACAUCUGGUCAGCUGCCUGCUGCCUGAGGGGUGAUAAGCCAAAAGACGCUUGGGGGGCCAUUGCUGAGAAUGACAAGAAUGAGGUGGAGGAGCUCAGCCUGGGGGAGCUGGAGGAGAGGUUGACUGAGCUCUAUGGUGGAACGGUUACUCUGUUCAACAAUGUCUGUCCCCGGUAAAAAGCCUCGCAUAAUCAUUAGAAU
This is a messenger RNA of Melospiza melodia melodia, 1102 nucleotides long. Its product is annotated as endonuclease domain-containing 1 protein-like. The coding region runs from base 254 to 1078 and encodes 274 amino acids. The record is from RefSeq and is a predicted model, not a curated record. Gene Ontology annotation, molecular function: hydrolase activity; metal ion binding; nucleic acid binding. The transcript has 3 exons. Lineage: Eukaryota; Metazoa; Chordata; Aves; Passeriformes; Passerellidae.